Monopterus albus (swamp eel) is the source of this 3057-nucleotide messenger RNA. Its product is annotated as zinc finger protein 536-like. Lineage: Eukaryota; Metazoa; Chordata; Actinopteri; Synbranchiformes; Synbranchidae. The transcript has 3 exons. Gene Ontology annotation, molecular function: DNA-binding transcription factor activity, RNA polymerase II-specific; RNA polymerase II cis-regulatory region sequence-specific DNA binding. The record is from RefSeq and is a predicted model, not a curated record. The annotation marks the transcript as partial. Gene Ontology annotation, cellular component: nucleus. Gene Ontology annotation, biological process: regulation of DNA-templated transcription.
AAGGACAGCUUCAUUACCCCAUCCACCCAUCCAAUUAGGAGCCAGAUGGCGCUUCUGGCCAAUCAAAUCAUGGAUGCAAGGAUUCUCAGCAGUAUGAAUGGGAGAGUAGAGCUUUCCCAGUUCUUGAGAGUCACGAGUCAAAGCAUUGUCUCCCAGGUAAGUUCUGCCCAGGAUGACAACCGUAAGAACAGGAAGUAUCCCUGCCCGUUGUGUGGAAAGCGGUUCCGCUUUAACAGCAUCCUUUCCCUUCACAUGCGCACACACACUGGUGAGAAGCCCUUCAAGUGCCCAUACUGUGAUCACAGGGCUGCACAGAAGGGCAACCUGAAGAUACACCUCCGUACGCACAAGCAAGGCAUUCUGGGUAAAGGUCGUGGGAGGAUUAGAGAGGAGAACAGAUUGCUUCACGAACUUGAGGAAAGGGCGAUACUAAGAGACAGGCAGAUGCGAGCUGGUCAUGUUAGUCAACAGCAAACGCCUACAUUAAACCAACUUCAAAAGCCCCUGAUGCAGACUGUCCUGACGCAGCCUCAGUUUUUAAGCAAUCCUGUGGCAGAGAGCCAGCCCCGUGCAUCCACUUCUCCUAAGAUGAACGCAGUCCAUGAUGAGUCCAUCAAGCCCCAGCCCACAGGCUUCCGCUGUUCAUUCUGUAAAGGGAAGUUCAGAAAGCAGCAGGAGCUCGAGCGCCACAUCAGGAUCCUACACAAACCCUACAAAUGCACCUUGUGUGAGUUUGCUGCCUCACACGAGGAGGAGCUCAUUGGCCAUGUUGAGACAACACAUAUAACUGCUGAUUCAGGCUCAGGACAAAAGCCUGCUAUGGGGGCCGGUGACAAAGGGAAGCCCGUUGGUGAAUUCCCUUGUGAGGUAUGUGGUCAGACCUUCAGCCAGGCCUGGUUCCUGAAGGGUCACAUGAGGAAACACAAGGACUCUUUUGAGCACUGCUGUCAAAUUUGUGGUCGUCGUUUCAAAGAACCCUGGUUUCUCAAGAACCACAUGAAGGUCCACCUCAAUAAGCUGGCUGCUAAGAGUAAUCUCCCUGAUGACACCUCUGUUAACAUGAGUAACCUAACACCAGACCAUCAGAGCAGCCUCUACUCUCAGUACAUCUCCCGUAUUCACAACAGGUUCCUGACAGCUGAGAGAGCUGACCAGCCUGAUUAUAACCAGAUACUCGCCACAGCAGGUGCUGACAUGAAGGUUAGAGAGAUGUUAGGAAGGAUGAUUUCCUCUACUCCAGGCCCUCUGACAGAUUCCGAAAGCUCCGCAUUGUUGGCUUUAAAUCAUCUCCACCCUCCGCUGAGCUCCACUAGCAUGGAAUAUCUGCAGAAAGUCCUCUCUGACAGAGAGGCACACAACAGCAGCAGCAGCUACCAAGGCUGGCAGAUCAUGGCAUCAGGGCUGCCUGUAGAACGGCAAAUGUUUAGUCCUAAAGCCCAGCAGCAGUGCUCCACCUACCUGCCUGAGAGAUGUCUCCCUCUAGAUGAUGGGAAAGUGUGUCUUGGUGACCCAGACACCAAGGCCAGCAGCAGACCUGGUAGCCCAGGCAGCAUGAGUCAUCAUGGGCCAACAGAGAUGAUCAGAGAGACGGGGAGCUCCCACUCUGGCAGUGCACUGGACCAUCGACCACAGUCGUCUUCUCCAGGAGGUGAGAAAGUCUACAGGUGUCCAGUCUCCAGCGACUACACCUCUGCACAGACGCCCUCCCUUGGCUUCCAUCUGGAUAGUUACCACUUCUCCCACUGGCAGAACAGCAGGGAUCUUUCUUCUCCACUGCAGCCCACCACCAGCAGCAGCAGCUCCAGCCCCAGCCCCAACCCCAAACUCAGACCCAGAUCCAGGGAAGACUGGAGCCCUGCUGGAGGUCACUACCUCGGCCUGGAGAACCACAGUGAAAACCCCCUGAUCAUCAACAAGCAGUCCGACCUCACUGACAAAGAUGCAGGGGUAGAAGGUUCUUUAUCUGCUCAAACCAGAAAGUCUCAGUAUGAGCCCUUAGAUUUGUCUGUCAGGCCAGAGUCUGUCACACCUCAUUCAGCCAUGUCUCCCGCUGUGCUGGUACAGAUGUCUGGUGUUUUUAGUAAUGGACUCUCCUCCUCCAUUUCUCGCCGGUUACAAAGUUACUCUGCUGCCGCGGCUCAACUCGGUGUGAAUCCUGCAUACCAGUGUGACCUUUUGGUGGAGGGAACAAAAGAAGAGAUGAACGCACAGAAUGCAAGCUCCACAUGUCACAAUGGUGAUGUUGAAUUUGAGAAAUCUGAGCAUGGGAGGGCGGACAAAAAAGAUGAUGAUGCCAAGUGGAAGAUAAUGAAAAAUAAUGUCUUGGAACCAGAGGAGCUGGGACAGGCCAGCGCUGAUUUCCAGGGUCCUGGCGAGAAAAAGCAUGACAAGCCGGGCCCUUGGGGCAAAGCUAUGACUGACUCUCCCGUCUCCUCUCUGGAGAACUUGACUCCAGGACAGGCUGAUCCACUCCAGCAUCAAGGCGGCCUGUUCUCCUUCCUCAGAUCCCAGGGGAACCUGAGCAGUGCACCUGCCAGCGCACAGAAAGCCAGUUUGAAUGGUGGGGGGAGUAUGGAGAAAGAUGUUGCUUCAGCUCGGAAGCCAUUCCAGUGCAGAUACUGCCCCUACAGUGCAUCCCAGAAGGGCAACCUGAAGACCCACGUCCUCUGUGUCCACCGCAAGCCCUUUGACAACAGCCUCUACCCUGACCGCCGCCUCCGACGUUCACACCCGCCCCAGAGGCUCUCCGUAUUGCCUCAGAGCAUAACAGGAGAUGACCACGUGCCAGGGACAGACCAGAUCAGCAUGACAUCACUCUGUGGGACUUGAUGUUGUCAUGGCAACAGCAGAUACAGACAGUUACAAUUAUUGUUUUAGCUUCACCUCAACGGAGUUAGGAUGAUUGAGAUUGUAAAAAAAAAAAGAAAGAAAGAAAACAUUAACAACCAACCUUGAUGUACAUUCCAGUGUUUACUUGAAGAGCCACAGUAUGUAUUUAUCUGUAGCAAAAGAAGCUGCCUAUAAUAACAAUAAAGUCCAUUGUGAUGUGAAGGUGUA